This is a messenger RNA of Racocetra fulgida, 122 nucleotides long. The record is from the annotation of a GenBank genome assembly. Lineage: Eukaryota; Fungi; Glomeromycota; Glomeromycetes; Diversisporales; Gigasporaceae.
GACAUCGGAUUUUGAAAUGAGAAAGGAUGAACUUAUUGAGCAAUAUGACAGUGAAAAAAUUUGUAUGGUUAGAUCUGUAAUGGGUGGAUAUGAGGGUAAUGCUGGUUUAUUUGAAAUUAAAA